ACACCGAGGGUGUGACUAUCACGAUGUCACCAACGACAAUGAAGGCCCUGAUACAAUGGCAGGCGAUCUCGCCCAGGUCAAUGACCGCCAGGUCCAACUCACAAGAAAGGAAAGUGACAAUUAUACAAUGCUAUACACCCAAAAACAACGCAGACUUAGAAAAGAAGGAAGAGUUCUACAGGCAACAAUGGACAAUACUCCAGUCGGUGACAUUAAAAUCCUAAGGGGUGACAUGAAUGCCAAACUGGAACUAGACAACACAGGAAGAAAAUUCAUUACGGGUAGAGAAGCACUUGAAGAGAUGAAUGAAAACGAAGACCUCUCCGUUGACUUCUGCAGCUUCAGUGACCUAGUGAUUGGUGGCAGCGUAUACACGCACAAGGAUAUCCACAAGGCUAGAUGGGUUGACAGUGAGGGAUGACA
Molecule: messenger RNA, 423 nt
Organism: Trichobilharzia szidati
Lineage: Eukaryota; Metazoa; Platyhelminthes; Trematoda; Strigeidida; Schistosomatidae
Source: the annotation of a GenBank genome assembly